Messenger RNA from Octopus sinensis (East Asian common octopus), 399 nucleotides. RefSeq lists its product as uncharacterized. The record is from RefSeq and is a predicted model, not a curated record. The transcript has a single exon. Bases 1 to 399 code for a protein of 132 amino acids. NCBI's taxonomy places the organism in Eukaryota, Metazoa, Mollusca, Cephalopoda, Octopoda, Octopodidae.
AUGAUAACAAUCAUUGAAAUAGGAAUUACGUCGCAAGACAACUUGCAAAAGAUGGAAGUUGAAAAACUCCACAAAUACGACCUACUUGCAAGUGAGAUCGGACUGUUACAUAGUGCCAAAGUACAAAUUGUACCAAUUGUUUUGACGUUGGAUGCAAUUACAACUAAAUUCUACCCGAAAUAUUGCCAAAAACUGAAGUUACCGGAUAAAAUUAAAUCAUACAUACAGUCUGUUAUUCUCAGAGCAACCUACCAAAGUAUGAACACAAAAUACAAAUUUGGGCUUACCAAUAGCGUCGGAAAAGACACCACAGAUACAUUGUGUGUCGAUACUACCGAUGUCCGCACUCCCAGAGCCAAUAUGUCCCAGAGCGGGAACAAGAGACAAAGAUUAGAAUGA